UUCAUUUCACUUUAGAGAGCAAAAUGUUCUCCACAUGGCUUGUGCACAUGACAAUUUGGUGUUGGGUACAAGCAGUAACAGAAAAUUGCAAAAGAGGAGACAUGAUUGCUAGCACAGAUUCGGUAGUCCUUCCUGGAUCAAACAUUACCCUCUCGUGCCGGCUAAAACAGGGUGAACAAUGCAAGGAGCUAAUUUUCAAUAAUUCUGAAAUGGUCCUUGCAUAUGGAAGACACACAUUUAGUUGCAAAUGUAAAUCGAAUGGAAAAAUCAUCUGUGGAAUUGACAUCUAUGUUGGAAAUCCUCCAGACCAGCCAGGAAAUGUAUCCUGUAUUCAGUAUGGAAGAGAUGGGAACCUUACUUGCACUUGGGAUAAAGGAAGACUUACUCACAUAGACACUACCUAUGUGGUACAGCUAACAAAUGAGACAGAAUGCUUACGUUUUGCAGAAGAAAGCAUGAAUCCUAAAUACGGCUCACUGAAUCUGACCAAGCUGAAUUUUGAAUCCAAUUAUACAGCUGUAGUUGCUGCCUCAAAUAGACUAGGAAAUGCUUCUUCCCUACCCUUUACAUUCAUGUUGAUAGACAUAGUGAAACCUCAUUCUCCAACAGAUAUUUUAGUGAAAUUCGACAAUGUUUCUGCAACAAAUUGCACUGUCUUGUGGCAGGAUCAACAACAGACGCAAAGCUUUAGACUAAGAUAUCGACCGGUUAACAGUCACUCCUGGAAUAUGGUUGAAAUUUUAAAUUCUACAAGAUAUAAUCUACAUGAUCUGAAGCCACAUACAGAGUAUGAAUUUCAGGUUUGCUGCAAAUUUCACCCCAACAGAGGAAUGUGGAGUGACUGGAGCACAUUUCGAAUACAGACUCCAGAAGCAGUGCCAAGUGGGUUGUUAGAUGUCUGGUACAUAAUGCAGGAUAUGGACUCCCAAACACAGAAUAUCACUCUUUUUUGGAAGGUUAUGAGCAAGUCAGAAGCAAGAGGAAAGAUCCUGCAUUACACACUGACCUUUCAAGCACUAAACCAGAAGAGUCCUAGAACGACAGAUGUGAACAUUACCACACAAACCCACUUCACUAGAGUCCUCCCCAAGGCGGAUUAUAACAUAAUGAUCUAUGCUCAUAAUUCAAAAGGAAACUCAUCUCCAACGUCCAUCAUUACUGAUCUAAGUAUUUUAGAUUUACCUCCUCCGCAGAGCAUCUCUGUUACACCAAUGGGGAAUACCAGCAUCUUUGUCAUUUGGGCACCUCCCAUUGAAUCUGCAGCCUUCAAUGGAUAUAUAGUGGAAUGGGCAAAGACAUGUAGCCCUGAACCCCAUCUGAACUGGAUAAAAUUUCCAGCAUCCAAUUUGUCCACAAUAAUAUCAGAGAACAUAAAGCAUGAUGUAUGCUAUGACAUCAGCGUAUUUGCACUUUAUAGGAACAGAGCUGGACAAGUGGCUUCAGCUAGAGGAUACUCGAAACAGGAAGCACCAUCAGCUGGCCCCCAGGUUUAUGCAGCAGUAAAAGGAGAUGGUGUUUGGGUUUCAUGGGAAGAAAUCCCAGGCCACCAGCAAAUGGGCUGUAUCACUAGCUACAAUAUAUACUUGCAGAAGAAAAACUCAGAGGAAGGCCCUAAAGUGUAUGUCAUCCAUAAAGAGACUUCCAGAAAUUCAUUUUUAAUCAAAAACCUGCAGCAUGGUGUGAACUACGUUUUGUGGAUGACAGCUUCAACCAUGGCUGGAGAAAGCCCUAUAGGGAACGAGGAACUGGUUUACCUAGAAAGUGCUUCUGAAUGGAUUAUUGUUUCGGCUGCUUGCAUCUUCUUCGGUAUUUCAGCCUGCAUUUGCUUUGUGCAAUCUGUUCAAAAAGCAUUAUGCUCACUCCUUUCUGUCCUUGUACCUCAAUGGUCCAGAAAAGCCAUUCCAGACCCAGCUAACUCAACAUGGGCUAAAAAGUUCUCCUCUGUAGAGAAUGAGCUGAACUUAGAUUCCAAUCAGUUCCUAAGCUACUUCAGCAGUUUUGAAGAGCCUGAAACUAUAGAAGUAGAGGAAGUCUUCAUAAAAAGGGAACCAGUGGCUUUCAAGGACAUACCCAUCUUCAACAACAUUAAAAACAGUGAAGGUCAUAAUUGGCAAACAAUAGAAAACAGCUUUGAGAAUCAGGAAUCCACUGAAAAGAACUCUGAGUACAAACCUUUGGCCCCCAGCACACCAGAUGGAGACAAUUAUAAGUGUCACCUGCCUUAUUUGUACAAAAAAGUAGUACUGGAGGGAACAGAGCAAAUUCAAACUGUUUCUGAGUACCUUACUAAUCCACUUACAGACAUGACUGUGAACUAUUUGCCUUCAAACAUAUUGUCUCCCAUUAUGGACACGAAUGAAGAAAGCAAUGAAUUUGAAUGCAAAUCCUUCUCCAUUUUCCCAACAACUCCUCUUCUGAUGCCAAUGUUUUCUUGUGGAGGGAAACUUACUUUGGAUGCAGUAAAAAUUGACUGCAAUUCUUUCACAGACUAAGCAGUCCAGCUUGUAUGUCUGGUUUUUUUUGUUUGUUUGUUUUUUGUAUUCUGGCCAGGUUCUGCGCACUUUAGUCAAAUGAACAAAUCACAAAAUUGUUUUUAGUUUGAUAGUACCAACUCAUCCACUUCAUGUAAUUUAAAGGAAAGGUGUAAAAUCUAAACAUACACAUGGCUA
Messenger RNA from Malaclemys terrapin pileata, 2669 nucleotides. RefSeq names its product interleukin 12 receptor subunit beta 2 (gene IL12RB2). Gene Ontology annotation, molecular function: cytokine binding; cytokine receptor activity. The transcript has 15 exons. Gene Ontology annotation, cellular component: membrane; external side of plasma membrane; signaling receptor complex. The record is from RefSeq and is a predicted model, not a curated record. Gene Ontology annotation, biological process: cytokine-mediated signaling pathway. Lineage: Eukaryota; Metazoa; Chordata; Testudines; Emydidae. The coding region runs from base 24 to 2492 and encodes 822 amino acids.